Molecule: messenger RNA, 2758 nt
Organism: Myxocyprinus asiaticus (Chinese sucker)
Lineage: Eukaryota; Metazoa; Chordata; Actinopteri; Cypriniformes; Catostomidae
Product: integrator complex subunit 10
Exons: 18
Coding region: 129-2327 (732 amino acids)
Biological process (GO): snRNA processing
Cellular component (GO): integrator complex
Source: RefSeq, a predicted model, not a curated record
UCCCGGAAGUGAAACACCUUGAGUGUGAUGUUGUUACCCUGCCAUCGGUCUCCGGUGUUUCUCCGUUAGUGUGUUUAUGUAAUUGUUCGUUUGAAGUGUUUUUAUUUUAAACUCGUUCACCGGAGCAGAUGUCCGCGCAGGGCGACUGUGAGUUUUUGGUGAAACGCGCGCGGGAGCUCGUGACACAGGAUCCGUAUGGCGCAAAAGCCUGGCUCAUCACCGCGCGCACACUCUACCCCACAGACUUCAACAUACAGUAUGAGAUGUACAGCAUUGAGCGGAAUGCAGAGAGGAAGGCUUCUGCUGGCAGACUUCUCUAUGACAUAUUCAUGAAUUUCCCCGACCAGCCGGUGGUUUGGCGUGAGAUUGCUGUGAUAACGGCUGCGUUACGAAACGACAGUCAGGACAAACAUGCACAGUUUCUCAAAGGUGUUUUUGAGACUCUUCCUGGUCCUGUCCAGUGUAAGAUGCUCUUGAAGGCCACAGAACAGUGUUUCAACACUCUGGAGAAAGCUGAGAUGCUGCUGCUGUUAUUGAAGAGAUUCCCAGAGUCUGUAGUUCAACACGGAGUCAGUUUAGGAGAGUCACUGUUAGAGACGGAGUCUAUGGAGAAUUUGGACACACCGGUCAACUGUUUCAGGAAGUUGUUUGUAUGUGAUGUUCUACCAUUGAUCCUGAACAAUCCAGAAAUGUGUCUUCCUGCCAGUCUGCUGUAUAAAUAUAUGCAUAAAGCAGCAGAGUUUUAUAUAUGUUACGUCACACGGGAGCCGUCAGCUGACGGACAGAUACAGGCCUCGCAGGAAGUGGGCGGUCUGAAGUCUCCAGGCCGGGGGCGUGGUCAGCGUCAUGUGAUUGACGGGCUGUCGGAGAAGUCGUCAGUGGUGACGGAGCCGUGGGAGCGACUGCUGGAGAUGGUGGGCGUGGUCGGCUCGCUCUGUGAUUGGCAGGGAGAGAAAGGAAGCAGGUCAUACUCUGAGCUCCUGCAGCGUACAACAGAGUUGUGUCGAUUCAUGUUGGCAGCGGAUGGAGAAGGGUUUGUGCGCUGCUGUGGUCAGAUCGUCACAUGCUGCACACUGGUGUUGUUUCACAGCGCUUUUCACUACGUCUCUGCAGUGCAGCCGUCACUCUUUCAGGGUCACAGUUCUGUGAGCUCGUGUCCGUGGGUUCUGCUGGAGGAUCUGUCCAGUGUUUACACUGAUGUAGAAGUGGAGCGAAAACACGCACACAAGAAACGCAAACUGGCCGACGGACGAGAGAAAACCAUGAGCUCUGAUGAUGAGGAUGUGUUGAAUAAAUUCAGAGGGAGACACAUUAUAAUGAAUAAAUCAGAGAUGACGAAUUGGGCGGAGACUUUAGAGCACUUCCGCACAGCGAGAGAGAGUUGGGAGCUUCUGCAUUCUCAUCAGAGCCUGGAGACAGAGUUCAUAAAGAUCUGUACAGCAUGGAAAACUGAGAUGUGGUUAUGGUUCCGGAUCUUUCUCUCAGAUAUGAUCAUUUAUCAGGGUCAGUACAGAAAGGCUCUGUCCAGUCUGGCUCUGAUGUCAUCUUUACAGCUCCAGCAGAACCAGAACCCUCUUUCAGCCACUGCAAACCUGGAGAUCCACAGAGCCGUUAUACAGCAGGCGUCCUGUCACUACGCACUGGGAGAGUACAGGAUGGCAUGUGAAAAACUUCUAGAGGUGGUCAGCGGUCUGAUGCCACAGAAUCAGGAAAUGAUGAAGAGCAGCGAGGAGCAGUGUAAACCUCGGAACAAAACCAGGAAAGGUAACGACCUGAGACUCGUCCCCUGCACCAGUAAAUCCAUUCUUCCGUUCUGUCUUCAGCUGAUGCUGGCGUGCUUUAAGCUGAGGGCUUUCACAGACAACAGAGAUGACCUGGCUCUUGGUCAUGUGAUCGUGCUCCUGCAACAUGAUUGGCCGCAGGGUGAGAAUCUCUUCCUGAAAGCAGUGGAUAAGAUCUGUCAACAGGGCAGCUUCCAAUACGAGAACUUUUUCAACUAUGUCACCAACAUUGACAUGUUAGAGGAGUUUGCUUACCUCCGCACAACAGAAGGAGGGCGGGUCCAGCUAGAGCUGCUGCCCAAUCAGGGGAUGCUCAUCAAGAACCCCAGCCCCGCCCUGGGGGUGGAGUUAAACACCCUGCUGCUUCCAGGGGCUCAGAAGGCUGACAGACAUCACACCAUAACUCGAGGCAUCACCAAAGGCGUGAAAGAGGAUUUCCGACUGGCAAUGGAGCGUCAGGUGUCACGUUGUGGUGAGAACCUGCUCAUGGUGCUGCACCGUUUCUGCAUUAACGAAAAGAUCAUCCUAAUCCAGUCGUUACCCUAAAUAACCUGUGACCUAAGAUUCACGGAAAACAUUGUUUCAGACAGCUCUUUCAGUCCUGCUUCACAUAGAGUAACCUCAUCCUAAAGUGUCCAACUGCAGUUGCAAGGAAACAGAAGAAAAUCUACAUUCCACUCAACAUAAUAAAGAAGAAAACAUGUAAGGACAAUUGAAGUGCAUCGUAUGUGAAGCUGCACAAGUUCACCCAGUAUAUCUGAUCAAAAACAUGGUUUUAUUUCAGGUAUUAAUUAACAAACAUAGAAUAGAUUCAGCAUUUGCUCAUUCUGUGCUAUUGAAAUACAGAUUACACUGUAGAAAGCAAAGGCAAUUUGUUUUUCAUAUUGUAUUAUUAUAAAAUGAUAGACUCUGGACUGUUUUGUUGUAGAAAAUGUUUUGCUGCCAGCUCUUAAGAAAUAAAACAGUGUUCUGCUUGG